AUGGCUCCCUUAGCCGAAGUUGGGGGCUUCCUAGGCGGCUUGGAAGGGUUAGGGCAACAGGUGGGCUCCCAUUUCCUGCUGCCUCCUGCCGGGGAGAGGCCGGCUCUGCUCAGCGAUCGCCUGGCUCAGGCCGAGAGGGGGUCUAGAGGUGGCGGAGGUGCGGCGACUGGGACUGCGGAUUUAGCCCAUUUGCAGGGCAUCCUACGCCGGAGGCAGCUCUACUGCCGGACGGGCUUCCACCUGCAGAUCCUGCCCGAUGGCAGCGUGCAGGGCACCAGGCAGGACCACAGCCUCUUCGGUAUCCUUGAAUUCAUCAGUGUGGCAGUGGGACUGGUCAGUAUUAGAGGAGUGGACAGUGGCCUUUAUCUUGGAAUGAAUGACAAAGGAGAACUCUAUGGAUCUGAGAAACUAACUUCUGAAUGCAUCUUCAGAGAACAGUUUGAAGAGAACUGGUAUAACACUUAUUCUUCCAACGUGUACAAACAUGGAGACUCGGGUCGGAGGUAUUUUGUAGCACUUAACAAAGAUGGUACUCCCAGAGAUGGGGCUAGAUCCAAAAGACAUCAGAAAUUCACACACUUCCUACCCAGGCCAGUGGAUCCUGAAAGAGUUCCAGAACUCUACAAAGAUGUGUUAGGAUACAGUUGA
Molecule: messenger RNA, 648 nt
Organism: Emys orbicularis (European pond turtle)
Lineage: Eukaryota; Metazoa; Chordata; Testudines; Emydidae
Gene: FGF20
Product: fibroblast growth factor 20
Exons: 3
Coding region: 1-648 (215 amino acids)
Biological process (GO): regulation of cell migration; positive regulation of cell population proliferation; animal organ morphogenesis
Cellular component (GO): cytoplasm
Molecular function (GO): fibroblast growth factor receptor binding; growth factor activity
Source: RefSeq, a predicted model, not a curated record